AUGACAUCACUGACAUACAUUUGCUGUACUAGAUGUUUCUCUGUAAUCUCUAUAAAUUUGCAGGCUAUUCUGCCUUUAUUACCUUACCUCUCCAAUUUAUUCGUCAAUUUCAAUUUCUUAUUUAAUUUGCCUGGUUUAUAUUCAUCAUCUAUUGCAAUAUUCCUUAAUUCUAGUUUGGGAUCUUUAAUUGCUGUUUUAAAUCCUAUUGUGAGUUUAUUUACAGUACAAUCAGACUUCAAUAAAUACCUCUAUUUAGUGGAAAAAUGA
Messenger RNA from Meloidogyne enterolobii, 267 nucleotides. Lineage: Eukaryota; Metazoa; Nematoda; Chromadorea; Rhabditida; Meloidogynidae. The record is from the annotation of a GenBank genome assembly.